Molecule: messenger RNA, 3069 nt
Organism: Rangifer tarandus platyrhynchus (Svalbard reindeer)
Lineage: Eukaryota; Metazoa; Chordata; Mammalia; Artiodactyla; Cervidae
Source: the annotation of a GenBank genome assembly
AUGAUGGGCGACGACGGACUCUGUGGCCACCCCAGACCCGUGGAAAUCCUCGACAUCUGUUUGGGAGACAACCUGCAGCCCCACUCGGAAGCCCACCUAGGAGACACCUAUGGCCACCCUGAGCCUCUUGAACCUCACGGGGAGCAGACCUGGGCCUCUGUCCCUCCUGAUGCUGUGAGGCCCGAUGUUUGUCCCCAGGGCUCCAGCCCAGAGCCCAUGCACCUGGGGAGCAGCUCUUCCCAGGAACGGGCAGGACAGAAAACCACCUCCCCUGGGUCUUCCAGGGACAGCCAGCCUCUGGGGAGCCCAGGGCAGAGCCAGAGCACGUCCACACAGGUGGUGUUCUGGGCGGGGAUCCUGCAGGCCCAGAUGUGUGUGCUGGACCUGGAGGAGGAGCUGGAGAAGACGGAAGGGCUCAGAGCUGAGCUGAGAUGCUGCAUUCCCGCGGCCCCUGCAGACCUCCCCACUUUUCCCUCCAGCCCAGUUGGCUCCCGGAACUCGGGCCUCCUCCCCAGCCCACCCGUGGAUGCAGAUGAGGCCUCGGGGGAAGACAGCAGCGGGCCAGAAGGAGAGCCCCAGAACCCAGCAUGGCCGAGGGAGGGCGCACUGGACUUGUCUCCCGAGUGGAGUGCCGAGGAGGAGAGCAUCUUCUUUGACAACCCGCUCUUCCUGGAGAGCCCUUGCUCGGACACCAGUGCAUCUGAAACGCACUUCUCCUGGGGCUUCUCGGACUCCUAUGUAGAUGUGAGGACUGGGCCCCAGAGCCCACAGACCCUGGAGCCCCCACCCCCAGGAGGCAGAGUGCCCUGGGAGCUGGGCGGUGAGCCGGAUCUGGGGGAGAGCACAGCAGAGUCCAGCAGGCACACCACCCCCCCAUUCCCUGUGCCCACCUACAGGCCACACUCUUUCUCCUGGGUCGUGGGGGAUGCCCCCGAGGGGGCUCCCUCAGCACCUUCCAGCCAGGAGGAGACCGAGAGUUCUCUGAGAGACAGCCUUGAGCCUGCCUCGCCUGCAGCAUCCUGUGUGGACCAAACACUUAGCUGGGAGACAGAACAUGUGGAAUCUAAUGGCAGACGCGCCACACAUCCGGUGCAACCUUGGGCCGGGCCCAGCACCCAGGGCUGGCCAACCAAGGUCAUUCCUUCCUGGCCCCCAGGGCCUCUUAGCUCCCAGGACAGAGGUGACAAGGAUACAGAGUGUGUCCAGGAGUCUGCUCCCUGCACUGUGGCCCCUGGCCACCCCUGGGGGAGCCCAGCCUCUUCGCCGGAGCCGAGCAGCCCUGAGUCUGGGGUCAGAGGCUCCAACUCCCUGCCCAGCCCUGUCUCCUCCCGGGAAGGCAGCCUGAGGCUGCAGGGCCGCCCCCCAGGCAGUGUUCUUCCUGAGUGGACACUAGAUGCUCCAAGCCCUUCAUUCCUGGAGACAGAUGGGGUGGAGCCAGGUUCCCUGGAAAAAGGGGAGGCAGGAGAGGCCCCAAACCAAGGGAAGGAAGUAAAGUUAAGCCCCGCCAGGACUGCGGAGGCCGGAGCCAGACAGCCUGACGCUUGCCUGACCUCUGCAAAAACGCUGCCUGGGAGCCCUGUGCCCCAAGUGAAACCCCCAGAGGAAGGCCAGAGGCCCCCGGCUGGAGGCAAGCUGGCGAACGGCGUCAGGACUGACCAGGUGGCCUGGAACUUGGCCUCUCGCCUCUAUCACCUGGAGGGCUUCCGGAAGUCUCAAGUGGCCGCCUACCUGAGGAAGAACAAUGACUUCAGCAGGGCCGUGGCUGAGGAGUACCUGUCCUUCUUCCAGUUCGGAGGCCAGAGCCUGGACCGCGCACUCCGGGGCUUCCUCCAGGCCCUGGUGCUCAGUGGGGAGACCCAGGAACGAGAGCGGAUCCUCUACCAGUUCUCCAAGCGCUUCCAUCACUGCAACCCCGGGCUUUUCUCCUCAGUAGACUGUGUGCACACCUUGACCUGCGCCAUCAUGCUCCUUAACACGGACCUGCACGGACAGAACAUUGGGAAGAGCAUGAGCUGCCAGGAAUUCAUAACCAACCUGAACGGCCUGCGGGACGGCGGGAACUUCCCCAAAGAACUGCUCAAGGCCCUCUACUGGUCUAUCCGAAGUGAGAAGCUCGAGUGGGCUGUGGAUGAAGAAGACGCAGCCAGGCCCGAGAAGGCCCGGCCGUCUCCCCCGGCUGGCAAGAUGAGCAACCCUUUCCUCCAGCUGGCCCAGGACCCCACAGUGCCCACCUACAAGCAGGGCUUCCUGGCCCGGAAGAUGCACCAGGAUGCGGAUGGCAAGAAGACGCCAUGGGGUAAGCGCGGCUGGAAGAUGCUCCACACCUUACUUCGAGGGAUGGUCCUCUACUUCCUGAAGGGAGAGGACCACGGCCUUGAUGGGGAGAGUUUGGUGGGGCAGAUGGUGGAUGAGCCGGUGGGGGUGCACCACUCACUAGCCACCCCCGCCACCCACUACACCAAGAAGCCACAUGUCUUCCAGCUGCGCACGGCUGACUGGCGCCUCUACCUCUUCCAGGCACCCACUGCCCAGGAGAUGACUUCCUGGAUCGCGCGCAUCAACCUAGCCGCCGCCACGCACUCGGCUCCGCCUUUCCCUGCCGCGGUGGGCUCGCAGCGCAAAUUCGUCCGGCCCAUCCUGCCCGCGGGCCCAACCCAGGGCUCCCUGGAGGAGCAGCAUCGAUCCCACGAGAACUGCCUGGACGCUGCCUCUGACGACCUACUGGAUCUGCAGAGGAACUUACCCGAGCGGCGAGGCCGCAGCCGGGAGCUGGAAGACUACCGCUUGCGGAAGGAGUACCUGGAGUACGAGAAAACUCGCUAUGAGACCUACCUGCAGCUGCUCGUGGCCCGUCUGCACUGCCCGUCAGAAGACCUGGACCUGUGGGAGGAACAGCUGGGGAGGGAGGCUAGAGGCCUGCAAGAGCCCAAGCCCAGCCUGAAGAAGUCCCACUCCAGCCCGUCGCUGCAUCAGGAUGAGGCCCCCACCACGGCCAAGGUCAAGCGCAACAUCUCAGAGCGCAGAACCUACCGGAAAAUCAUCCCCAAACGGAACCGCAAUCAACUAUGA